GUAGGGACGGAGGCAGGGAGGGAGGAAGGCCGACGGGGGGCAUAAGGAAGGCGGGUGGGCCGGCCGUCGCCUCACGGCGUCAUCGAGCGGCGCCGCCGCCAUGGCGCUGAGGCGCGGCGGGGCAGCAGCCGGCCGGGCGGCGGUGGGCUCGCAGCCACUGGAGCAUGUGGUGCGCAUCCCCUGGGCCCUGCGGCAGCGCCUGGAGAAGCGGCGGAAGGAAAGGCGGCCCGGGGAGGCGGCGGUGCCCUCCGGCAAGCUGCUGCUACGGAGCCGGCGGCCGGAGCUGAGCCAGCCCCGCUGGCAGAUAGUGGGGCGCUGGGAGCGGCCGCGGCUGGUGUCGGCGGGCUGGAAGCACAGGGAGGCGUGCGGGGAUUACUUCCAGCUGGAGCCUUCUCAGAAGGCUGCCCCCGCUUUGAAGGCUCUGCCGGCUCCUCAGGGCCAGUCCUUCGCCGAGAUGGGGCUGCAGCCGGCGCUGCUGACUGCCUUGCAGAGCCUGGAGGUCGGCCGCCCCACGGUGGUGCAGCGCCUCGCCAUCCCCACUCUGCUCCGCGGCCGCAGCGCCCUGUGCGCCGCCGAGACGGGCAGUGGCAAAACGCUGGCUUACCUGCUGCCGCUGCUCGACCGCCUGCUCGCCCGGCCCGAGAAGGAGGAGGAGGAGGAGGAGAAAAAGGCCGCGGCACCCCGCGGGCUGGUGGUGGUGCCGUCGCGGGAGCUGGCAGCGCAGGUGGGCGCGGUGGCGGCGGCGCUGUGCCGGCCGGCGGGGCUGCGGGUGCGGGGGCUGACGGGCGGCGGCGCAGCGGGCGGGCUGAGGCGGCAGCUGAGGGCGCCGGGGGUCGCCGUGCUGCUGGGCACCCCCGGGGCGCUGCGGGAUGCGCUGCGGAGGAGGUUUCUGACCCUCGGGAGGCUGCGGUGGAUGGUGCUGGACGAGGCGGACACGCUGAUGGACGAGUCCUUCGUGGCGCCCAUUGAGGAGAUCCUGGCGCAUGCCCCGCUCACUGCUGGGGCCCCUGGGCCGGCUGGGCCCCGGGAGGAGAGGACGCAGGUGGUGGUGGUGGGAGCCACCUUCCCCGCUGGGCUGAGCCAGAUGCUGGGGAGGUUCAUUGACGUGGGCUGCUUCGCCAGCCUGGCCACCCAGAGCCUGCACCGCCUACCGCCCCAUGUCCAGCAGAAGUUCAUCCGGCUGAAGGGCCAGGACAAGCUGCCGGAACUGCUGCAGCUCCUCAAGGACCAUCCGGUAUCCGGUGGGGCUGUCGUCAUCUUCUGCAACAGCGCCAGCACAGUCAACUGGCUGGGCUACAUCCUGGAUGACCACAAAAUCAAGCACGUGAGGUUGCAGGGGCAGAUGUCAGCCGUUGCCAGAGCCGGCAUCUUUGCCUCCUUUCAGAAGGGUGACGUAUCCGUCCUUGUCUGCACUGACCUGGCCUCCCGGGGUCUGGACACCAGCAGCGUGCAGCUAGUGGUCAACUACGACUUCCCAGACACGCUGCAGGACUACCUGCACCGCGUGGGGCGGGUUGGACGCGUCGGAAGCAAGACGCCUGGAGCCGUGGUUAGUUUUGUCACCCAUCGGUGGGAUGUGGACCUGGUGCGGAAAAUCGAGACUGCAGCCCGGAAAAGGACAGGUCUCCCGGGUAUGGACUGCUCUCUUAACGAGCCUCCGCCUAAAGCAGAUUGAUUUGAGUUGCCAAGCAGUAAUAAAUGGCCUGGCAGGGCCUAAGCUUGAAGCUAUUAAGGCAGAGCAUAUGAGCUCAAGUGUGUGAGUUACACUGAAACAGUACAGAAUUGAGGUUCAUAACCAGGUGAUGGGGUUAAUUUUGUGCACUGUUCUGGAAGCUGCGAUAAUCACUUCCAAAGGCGUCACAACUCACAGCUUCCCAAAAGGAGGUUAAUAAGUGAAUAAUAAAAUACCUUUGGAGAAGA
Molecule: messenger RNA, 1920 nt
Organism: Cygnus olor (mute swan)
Lineage: Eukaryota; Metazoa; Chordata; Aves; Anseriformes; Anatidae
Gene: DDX28
Product: DEAD-box helicase 28
Exons: 1
Coding region: 101-1675 (524 amino acids)
Molecular function (GO): ATP binding; RNA helicase activity; nucleic acid binding
Source: RefSeq, a predicted model, not a curated record